GUCGAGUUCACGCCCCGCUGCAGUUCAGCGAGCGGUCUGAUCUGAAGCGAGUGAAGCGCUCCUGCAAGCUGUCACGCAGCCACUUGGCGCGGCUGGAGAUGGAGCCCAGCUGGUUUGUCGCCCAGGUCGUAGACCGCCACCCAGAGUUCUACCAGGCUGCCUUCGGGAACGCGCACCCAUGCGAGCCCCUCGCAGGCGUCGAAGGCGUCAGUGUAGGCGUUCAGAAUAUCCUCAUCAGCGCGCACCUCGCGCUCGCAUCGGACGAAGGCGUCUGGAGCCCAACGAUCCCCGUCUGCAAUCUGCCGGCGAACGCGGCCCAGGGCGAGAGGUUGGAGCUGAACGCGAGAAAAACGGCCAUCGCCCCCAUCGGAGGGCUGUCACACCAACAAAUGCGAGAGCAGCUGCAGGAACUGGCGCCGCCACGGGGCGCCAUGGAGAUUGCCGACACCGCCCAGCACCUCGGCCCAUGCGUCGGCACCGGGCGAGGCCGGGCCAUCUCCGACCAGCUCGAAUCUGGCCUAGCGAGGGCUCGCUGCAUCGUGGGCCGAAGAACCGACGAGGUCGGCACGGCCGUCGCCGCUGCUAGCUCCGCGACCGAAGUCAUCUCCGCGCCCCUCGCGGCCCUGUCGGCCAGCUCGCCCAGCCUCCAGCUCGCGAACUGCAUCUGGCCAACCAGAAGAUGCAUCGCGAUGGACAGGUCGUUGCUGCGCGCCUGGAGGGGCGACUGGAUAGCUGCCGCCAUGCUCGCCGACAUACUCGCAGUCAUGGACUGCACGGCCUCCUGCGCCAUCUCCAUUGCCCAGGAUGGCAGGGCCGACCACGGGCGAUUGCUCCACAUCUCCUCGCCCAUGGGGGCCGAACUGGAUGCCGAACUGAACGUUCCAGAAGAAGGGCGAGCCACCAGGCACGACCGCUGGCGGUUGAACGACGGCGAGGCGAGUUACGCCGCGACCCCCUUGGCCGCUCUGCCCGGGGGCAUCCUGCCGGCGCUGUCCGGGCCCUUCCGCUCAGCCGACAGCCCCAGUCUGCCGGGAGCGGAAGGCCCCGAACGGGCCGCCCCGCAUCAGUCCGCGGACGAGUUCGGGGCGGGCGGCCCCGAGGACGACGCAGAGGCAGCGGGCCCACAGCCGCGCAACUACGCCAGCGUCGGCCCCGGCGGCGGCUGCCGCGAGUCGAACCGCGAGGGAGAUAGAUUUAGCUUCGCGCGGGCCUCUGAUCCCAAAGCGGCUCUCGCCAAGGGGGUCAUGCGGGGAGUCGGGCUGGGGAGCUACAUUGUCCUGCGCCGGCGGGCUGCGGCCACCGCCACCGCCCUGGAUUGCCUGUGGCAUGCCAGUCUGGACGGGACUGCGUUGCCCGCCAUGGACAGGGGCCCACGCGGUGAGCCCCCGGAACUGCGGCGCGCUUCCGAGCACGCGGCCCCGGUGGAGUCGCCCGCGGGCGCGCCCUUCGUGACCGCGCGCGAGGGCGUCGCCGUCAACUCGGGGGUCGAGUUCGACGGGCGCGAAGCGCGGUUACCCCCGUUCGCCUCCAGGCGGGAGCUGGCCGCGCGCGUCAAGCACAGUCGCGCGGCGGCAAAGCACGGCGCUGCCGUCACGAAACGCCUG
Prorocentrum cordatum is the source of this 1604-nucleotide messenger RNA. The record is from the annotation of a GenBank genome assembly. NCBI's taxonomy places the organism in Eukaryota, Dinophyceae, Prorocentrales, Prorocentraceae.